UACAAGAAGAGACUGAGAAGAAACUUCCGAUAGAGCCCAAGGACACCGCCACACAGAAGUAUGAACGUCAUUAUUUUCUUCUUCAUUUUGUCACUCUUCACGAAUGGUGUGUUUGGUGAUGAAGUGAAGUCAGUGUCAGUGAUGGAGGGAGAUUCUCUUACUCUACACACUGACGUCACUAAAAUUAACAGAGAUGAUUUCCUAGAGUGGACAUUUGGAAGCACUCCCAUUGCUUCAAUCAAUAGAGAAGCCAAUUCGAUUCAUACCAAGUCAGAUCGUCUGCAGAUUAACAAUCAGACUGGAGAUCUCACUAUCAGAAACACCAGAGCUGAAUAUUCUGGAAUAUAUGAAGUAGAUAUCACCGGCAAGAGUACUACAUUUAAAAACCUCAAGUUCAAUGUUAGCUGUGUGAAUCAUUCUUCAUCAGAUGGAGUAAAGUCAGUGUUGGUGAUGAACAGAGAUUCGGUCAUUCUACACACCAGUCUUACUAAAAUAAAGUCUGAUGAUCUGAUCGAGUGGAGAUUUGGACCUCAGCGUUCCCUUAUAGCUUCAUUUAAUAAAUCAUUACAUACGUAUAAUGCUGUUGGGGGAAUCGAAGACAGACUUUAUUUAAACUCUCGUAACGGAGAUCUGACCAUCAGACACAUCAGAAAUGACACAUCUGGAGUUUAUGAAGUACAGAUUAAAGGUGGCAGGAGCUACACUAUAAAAAAGAGUUUUAAUGUGACUAUCAAUGAUGGACUGAAUAGGAUUUCUGUGAAGGAGGGUCUGUCUGUCAAUCUAUGGUCUGGCGUUGCAGAAAUACACAGAGCUGAUGUGAUCCUGUGGUGGUUUGAACACGGAGAUUCUCCCAUAGCUAAAAUCGACAGAAAAGCUCAACUCUUCGAAACCUAUGAUGGUGAUGAUGGGAGAUUCAAAGACAUGCUGCAGAUCGAUCAUGAGUCUGGAAAUCUAACCAUUAGGAACAUCAAAACUAAUCAUUCAGGACUUUAUCAUGUUGAUAUCAGCAGCAGCACCCACACUUUAUUCACAAGAUUCAGUGUGACUGUCUGUGAUCAUGAUUUGUUCUCAGUCGCUGGAGUUGGUUUUUUCCUUCUUAUUGCUGCUGCUGCUGUUGCUGUUUUUGCUGUUGUUGCUGCUGUUGCUGGUUUGUGUCACUACCGACGGAGAUCCUAUAAAUUACAAAGACGUCAGGAAAAGAAUUCAAGACCAAAGCGCACCUGUUCCUUAUAAAAUGUUUUCUAUUUGCUCUUCUCCACAAUAUGUACAUGGUUAUGCAUUACUACAGGAGAUGGCUCUUGUUUAAGACCUGGGACACAUCAGACAGAUGUUAAAACUGUGAGAGACCACAUACAUAAGGACCCUCUCAUCCAAAAACACUAUCAUCAAAUAUCAAACAAAUAUAAACUAGAUUUUGAUAAACUAAAAUUGAUUUAUGUACUGUAGCACUUCUUAUACAGUGAAUGCAGCUAACUGCAAAACAAAUAUAAGUUCAUAUAUAAAUAAAUUAAUUAUAAAAUAUAAUGUCAGUAUAAACAUAGUCAAAAACAACUAUAAAAUGUUUAAAGAAUAAAAUAGAGAUAGAAUUAAUACAAAUUCACACAAUAUCAAUAGAAACAAAAUAAACCAACAGACAAUUUGACACAAUAUCAAUUAUACAUAAACAACUUUAUAAACAAACAAAAAAAUUCUUGCUUCAAUUAAAUUAACAUUUAGGCUGAAGUUCUACUAUUGACGUUACGUUUUUCAGGUCCAUACUGAAAAACCACAAACUUACCACUCAGAAACGUCCAUUAACAAUCUCCAAACAAUUCAUUACUCCUCAAAAUCUGUAUCUUCAUCUAAUACAGACUGAAACACAAGAUCUGUUUACACACAGAGAGCUACUGAAGGAGCUGCUCUGAGAAACAGCCAAUCAGAGCAGAGCUCAACAUUAUUAUUUUAAAUAAGGUAAUAAUAUAUCAUUUUACGGCCAAAUCUUAGGGUUGUAAAUGGACAUGUAAAACUGUCUCUGGAUCAUUUUUGCACUUAAUAAAGUUACAUACAUUCUGUGUAGAUAUCAGAGAACAAUUUAAUAGAUUAUUACAAUGCAUUCUUUGGCACCUUUAAUCUCAAAUCCAUGACUUCCUUAAAUACUGCUGUGUCAGGAUGUCUGAAACCUGACUGAUAUUUCUGUUGUAUAUUCAUCUAAAACUUGAUGCUGUUGUUGCACUGCAACCUUUUCUAAAAAAUUACAUAAAAUUGAAAUGUGUCUAGUUAAGAAAAGAACAAACAAUCCAGUUUUUUCUUUAAAGUGCUUUUACAACAGCACAUUUCUGAGAAUUAAGAAACAUGGUUGCUAUAGGGUCAUAAUAACUGGAAGUUGAAUUUAGCUGAAAAAACGGUCCUGAACAUUUUUAUUUUAUGGCCUGGAGAACUUGCCAACUCAUCAAUGAAAGUGUUAUCAAUAUAAUAUUCAAUAGCAGAUCUAAUCUGUUCUCUAUUGCUAUGCUGCAAAUGAAUCUUUAAUCUUUAGCUACUGCAUAAAAAGGCGAUCUAUGGUUGAAAAAUCUUUUGUCUAUUUCGUUAAUAAUUUUUUAAUAACGUAAUUUUGUUUCAGAGCGCGCACUUUGUAUUUUCUCUAGUAUCAGUCAAUGAAAUCUCACGAUAAAGAGUUAAUUUUGUUUUUCUUUAGAUGCUCUGACUUACGGCCUUUUCUUCUUUAACUGAUAGAUGUUUAAUUUUCAAUUGCGUAUUCUUGCUAUUAAUCUUACGUUGAUUUUAAAGAGGCAUUAAAAUUUUGUGUACUGUACGCAUUUCACUCAAAGAUAAAGGCUUUUGUUAGAUAUCAUUAAUGAAUCAAAAAUGCUAAAAAAGCUGUUUAUUAAGUUGUUUUGGCUGAAAUAUAGUAUUAAUUUUGUACUUGAUGACAUUACAUUACACAAUUGGGAAUUUUUGGGGGACUAAAAGGUGGUUGUGAAAAAUCGGCUUCAAAUUAGGUUGCACCCAAGCCCAAUUAUUUUUUUAUACUGUUGAUAAAAUGUAUGAUUACUUUAAAUGUUUUGGGAGUCUUCCCUUAUUAUCCUGAUGUGUAUGUUUUUUUUUUAUUUUCCUUUAUGAACUAUAAAUGUUUUGUAUAACAAUGACUACAUGUAUAUAUGGUAAUGUAUAUUGUAUUUUGUGCACAGAAACCAAACAACAGGUAGCUUUAUUUCACUGUUUUAUCAUAGGCAGAGUUUCACAUUUGUGCACCUACCAGCAAACAGGGGAACUGCAUUUUUUUAAGAAACUAUCAUGGUUUUCAAAAAUGUUUUUAAUGAAUUAAAACUAUUUUAGCCUUAAGUUACUCAAUCAAGCUAUUUAACCAAAAUAUUAAGAUUAGACAAAAAUAUGAAUUCUUAUAUUUUGAUUUCAUUAAUAGGUUAGACAAAAUCAUAAGUGACUUUGGUGUGGGGGACAGUGCCCCCUCGCCUCCCCCCAAACUCUGCCUAUGUGUUUUUUUUAAAGAUUGUGUCCACACUUCCGCUCAAAAGUUUUGAGACACUUUUAAAAUGAUAAAAACUGCAGAAAUAAUACAAUUGUGAUUACCAAAAGGAAUCAAAACUGUUAUAUUAUCGUGUCUUCAAAGUAGACCUCCUUUGCCUAGAAUUUGCAAGUCAUACCAUGUCACUUUAUCAAGCAGCUUCUUAAGGUCACACCUUGGAAACUUUAUUAUUGGACUCUUAUUGGCUGCUUCUUUCUUAUUAAUUACAUUUUAGUUUUUUUAAUGAAAUAAAUAACUGUUACACUUUUAUUUUGUAUACAAAACUUUAAACAUGAAUAUUCAGUUUAAAAUUGGUGCUUAAAUUGGUGUGUGGUUUUAGUUUGGCUGAGUUUUUUAUAUUUUGCUUUGUUAAACUGUUACUGUUAUUUUAUUGCAUGGGUGUGUAAUGUUUUUAUACUGUUUUAAGUAUUGGAAAUAAAAUGAAUGUAUUUCCAUUGU
Molecule: messenger RNA, 3961 nt
Organism: Paramisgurnus dabryanus
Lineage: Eukaryota; Metazoa; Chordata; Actinopteri; Cypriniformes; Cobitidae
Source: RefSeq, a predicted model, not a curated record